Molecule: messenger RNA, 6065 nt
Organism: Rhinolophus ferrumequinum (greater horseshoe bat)
Lineage: Eukaryota; Metazoa; Chordata; Mammalia; Chiroptera; Rhinolophidae
Gene: TUB
Product: TUB bipartite transcription factor
Biological process (GO): protein localization to cilium
Cellular component (GO): cilium
Source: RefSeq, a predicted model, not a curated record
AUGGGGCCCAGGACCCCUUUGCUUUCUUUCUGGAUUCACGCUUUUGCCAAGACAGGGAUUUUGUUCCCAGGAGGCACUCCCCGGCCCAUGGGAUCUCAGCAUUCAAAGCAACACAGGAAACUUGGGCCCCUGAAACGGGGCCACCGAAGAGAUCCAGAUCGGAGAACAACCAGGAGGAGGUACUGGAAGGAAGGAAGGGACAUCGUUCGUGUCUUAGAUGAUGAGGGCAGCAACCUGAGGCAGCAGAAGCUUGACCGGCAGCGGGCCCUGCUGGAGCAAAAGCAGAAGAAGAAGCGCCAGGAGCCCCUGAUGGUGCAGGCCAAUGCCGAUGGGCGACCCCGAAGCCGGCGGGCCCAGCAUUCGGAGGAGCAGGCCCCCCUGGUGGAGUCCUACCUCAGCAGCAGUGGCAGCACCAGCUACCAAGUUCAAGAGGCUGACUCACUUGCCAGCGUGCAGCUGGGAUCUGCCCGCCCAACAGCCCCAGCCUCAGCCAAGAGAACCAAGGCAGCGGCCGCAGCAGGGGGCCAGGGCAGGGCCUCUAGGAAGGAGAAGAAAGGGAAGCACAAAGGCACCAGCGGGCCAGCAGCUCUGGCAGAAGACAAGUCUGAGGCCCGAGGCCCAGUGCAGAUCCUGACUGUGGGCCAGUCGGACCACGCCCAGGACGCAGGGGAGACGGCAGCUGGUGGAGGCGCACAGCCCAGCGUGCAGGACCUCCGUGCCACGCUGCAGAGGAAGGGCGUCUCCAGCAGCAUGAGCUUUGAUGAGGAAGAGGAUGAGGACGAGAACAGCUCCAGCUCCUCCCAGCUAAACAGCAACACCCGCCCCAGCUCCGCAACUAGCAAGAAGUCCAUCAGGGAGGCAGCCUCAGCCCCCAGCCCGGCAGCCCCAGAGCCUUCCGUGGAAGUGGAGGUCCAGGAUCUCGAGGAGUUCGCACUGAGGCCGGCCCCCCAGGGCAUCACCAUCAAGGGCCGCAUCACACGGGACAAGAAGGGGAUGGACAGGGGCAUGUACCCCACCUACUUCCUGCACCUGGACCGUGAGGAUGGGAAGAAGGUGUUCCUCCUGGCGGGAAGGAAGAGAAAGAAGAGUAAAACUUCCAAUUACCUCAUCUCUGUGGACCCAACAGACUUGUCUCGAGGAGGGGACAGCUACAUCGGGAAACUGCGGUCCAACCUCAUGGGCACUAAGUUCACCGUUUAUAACAAUGGAGUCAACCCUCAGAAGGCAUCGUCUACUUUGGAAGGUGGAACCUUGCGUCAGGAGCUGGCAGCUGUGUGCUAUGAGACAAACGUCUUAGGUUUUAAGGGGCCACGGAAGAUGAGUGUGAUUGUCCCAGGCAUGAACAUGGUUCACGAGAGAGUCUGUAUCCGGCCCCGCAACGAGCACGAGACGCUGCUAGCACGCUGGCAGAAUAAGAACACAGAGACUAUCAUUGAGCUGCAAAACAAGACGCCGGUCUGGAACGACGACACGCAGUCCUACGUACUCAAUUUCCACGGGCGCGUCACGCAGGCCUCUGUGAAGAACUUCCAGAUCAUCCAUGGCAAUGACCCGGACUACAUCGUGAUGCAGUUUGGCCGUGUGGCGGAAGAUGUGUUCACCAUGGAUUACAACUACCCGCUGUGUGCGCUGCAGGCUUUCGCCAUCGCCCUGUCCAGCUUCGACAGCAAGCUGGCCUGCGAAUAGAGGCCUCCGCGUGCCCUGCGGGGUCGCGCAGCCGGAGCGGAGCCGCCUGCCUGCGGAGACAGCCCUGCUUCUCCUGUGUACAUAGGCCUCCUGCCAGAUGGACCUUGGGCUCUCACUGGGUUCCCGGCCUGGCCCGCUGGGAACGUCCUCUGCCUGCUGUGCGGAGGCAGAGGAGCGCGGUGUGCGUGAGGGGACCAGAGUGCAAUCCUUCUGUGCCCCUAGAGCAACACACACCCCCAGUCUUGGGUUAGCACCGUGCUGUGGUCAAGUUUGCCAAGCUGGGCGGCCUCUUCAGCUGGGAAGGCAGGAAGGGGUGUAGAGGGAGAGGAGUACAAUGCAGGGCUGCUGUGGCCCAGCCAUCCACUCGGCCCAGGAGUCAGGUGACAGGAAGGGGCACAGGGAGCAUGUGUGUCGGGCAUCAGCUUCACACAGCAAAGGGCUUGGUAGCCGAGCAUGGCCCUUACGACGGCAGAAAGUCCCGAUUUCAGAAGGCCUCCUCCAGGCCCGGCAGAGCUGCAGGGCUUGGGCAGGACCUUGUCAGGAUUGCAAGGGCCUGGCUCUGGGAUUGGGCUGGUGGCCUGGGUUCUAGCUCAUCUGAUUUCUCUAGGUUUUCUCUGUGCAGAGGCACUAGGAGGCCGCCCCUAAAGGCCAGAUGUGUUAAGUGGACGUGGCCUGCAGGACACAGGCUGAGUACAGGAGGUGCAUGAACAGGCUCCCUGGAUCAGGGCUGUCCUGGGAGCCCUGUCAACUGCCCCAGGAAACAAGGGCGACACAAACAGGUAGGCGGCCUGAGGCUCUUGCUGGUAAGCUCAGGUGCUCGCGCCUGUGCUUCAGCUCCCACUGCAGUCAGCUGAGCUCCUGGCUGCUGAGGGCUUUGUGUGUUCUUCGUGGGUAGAAAUGGGACAGGGUGAGGAGAGCAGGGAAUAUUUCAGAACCAUAAUAGAUGAGAGGGUGCAGGACUCUUAGAGAUCAACUAGUACAACUCUGUCACUGUAGGCAAAUCACUCGGAAAAUGGUACUUGCCCUGGGUCACUUGGCUAGCUAGUGGCAGAGUUCAGAACUUCAGCUCACAGGAUUUCUUUGUUCCCACCAUCCCCUAAGAAACCACUCUCUCCAGCCUUCCUGGGGUCCAGUCCAUAUGCCCUCACCCUUUUGUCUGACUGCAGAGACUUAGUCAAGUCAGAGUUGAUGUGUGAAAUUGAAAUCAUUUCAGGAGAUUGGGCAGUUUCCUGCUGAAAGCCGUCAUGUCAGACUGAUCAGGACUGGCUCCCGCAGAGCAGGCCUAGCAAGGCCGCUGCCUGGUUUUGUGUCUGUGUGACAGGUGGGGUGUGCGUGUUCGGGGCUGGGCCUGAUCGCCCCUCCACUGCCACGCUUCUCCUUGGACUGCACCGUCUGCCCUGAUGGCUUGGGAACUCUCGUCUCCUGCCUUUUUGUCAUUGACCCUGGCAGAAGCUACUUGCCCAGAUGGAGAUCAGAAAUCAGUGCUUACUUAGCAAGCGGGAGUCGUUCCUCACUUCAGAGUAGAUGUGCUUGGAAAGGCUACGUAGAAAUAGAUUUUUAAAAAUAAAGCCACACUUGAAGCAUGUUAGUGAGGCUCUAUAGUGAGGUUAAGGAGUUGUGACUUAAGUGGAAGUAACAUGCUCUCGUUUCCUCGUAAUCUAUGUCUUCCCAGUAGCGUGCUUAAAGCAAGGCAUACCUGUUCUAGCACGGCUCUGCCCACGCCUUGGCCAUAGGUCUCUGGCCCCUCCAAUGACCUAGUUUUUGUCAGCACCGUCUAGUUCUAGACAGUGCUUUAUUUGGGGCCAUUCUGAGGGCACCAGAACUCUGUACUGGGCUGGGCCGCUUCCCAGGGAAACACUGUGGUGCCACCCUCCCUUUCCGUAGUCCCCGUUUGGCUCUUCCUUUUCUGACUUUGAGAAGAGAUCUGCUGACCUUUGGGAUGAUAGAAACUAGAUGAUCUCUAAAGUCUGGGGAAGCUGUUUCUCUGUGAUUUUAAGGUAGAACAGGCUGGUUUAGGAUGCUAGUGCGAGUGCAGAUCCUGGUGGCAGAGUGGAAAAAUCAGAAGCACAAUGGAAAACUCCUGUCCUCUGCUUUCUCCUCUAGUACACGACGGAUAUUUGGUAGGGUCAGGAAUGUGGGCUGAGUGUUCCAGCCUGGCUGUGCAGAAGGGCAGCUCAGCAACAAAACGCUGUUGGGCAUUGAGUGACAAGAGCAGUUGAGUCACCUGCUCGAGACCCAACCUCACGAGAUGUGCUCUUGUGACCCCAUUCCUGGUGAUGCUGGUUUUUCUUGACCACUGGCCUCAUAGUCAUGGGCCCAAAGAUUCAAAGCUGCCAGGGCCUCUGGAGACCACCUAGGUCUUGCCCUUUACACCCUCUAUCCAGAUGGCCCUUGGUUGGACAGGGAGCUCGAUGAUGGAAUGAACAGUCCCUAAGGGUGUUGAGCAGCUGAGACCUUAGGCAGCUCUUUUGUGACUGCUCCUGGCUCUGUAACUCCUCCUGGGGCCACACCCCAAAACUACACUCUCUGCCCCAAAACUGUUCUUCUGCAGAGUGGUGAAGUUCAUGUCCCCAACUUUUCUUUCCUUUUGGCUCCAAGGUGCUCUGUGUCUGUCUGUGUCCAUGUCUGUGUGUAUUUGGGGAAAAGGGCAAUCUGCACAUAACCAACUGAGGUUUCUUAUGCUAUUUCUAAGAAUGAACAGGAAAGGAGUAAGGGUGCAGUGCACCUGGGGAUUUUGUUCAAUUCUCUUUGGUAAGAAAGUGUACCUGGAAAGUACCAGCUCUUUCUCCCAAGGUUCUGAUUGGGAGGACACCAUCUAAGAAAGUUGUUUUUCAGUUGCCGUUCUGCAUUACCUGAAGAAACCAGAGUAUUGCAUGCAUUGCUUUUGGAUAAAUUUGAACGUAUUCUAGUGACUGUGCCUUAAAAAUCACGACACUAGUGCAGAUGGAGCAUAGCAUGUAAGGUACAGACCCACGCCAAGGGCAGGUACUGGAAGCCAGGGAGCGCGAUAGUCACAGGCUAGAAGAGAACCUUUGGAGCCCACCGCCUUCAGUGACAAGAAGGGCAAGAAAAUUGUAGAAACAAGUUUUUCUUGGCUUUGUAAAUAGCAGGGCAUUUACCUCUAAAUAAAAUUGCCAUUUAUUCAGAGGCAGUUCUAAAUUUAACAAGCAACAGUGGUGAUACCAAACUAAGAGUUCCAUGCUUUCCUCCCAGUGGGUGUGCAGUGAGGGGAGAUACGGGGCUGGCCGUGGCCACGGCUCUGUUAUGCAAGCACAAUUCCACCUCCUAGAUGGAGUCCCUGGUUUUCUCUUAUUGCAGUCACACUGGCCUUGCCCUCUCUCGAAUUCUUCGCCCCGGUUGCGAUAGCCGUGACCUCAGGCUGCCAGGUGGCCCUCCGCAGACACUUCUGGACAGCUGAGUGAGUCAGUCUGCUCUCCUGCUGUGCCCUGCCCUCGGGGACUCUGACUUUGAACUGUAGCAGCCCCUAGGAAUAGGCCAAGGGAUGGACUCCUGAGUUUAUCGGUUACCUGUCCUUUUGUACCCCCCGUUUGCAGUCUUCUGUCAUCUCAGGAUAGCGGGGAGAGGCAGAGCUGAAGUACUGGGACAGGCUUGGUUUUUUAAUUUUCCAACCAAGUUGAGAGGCAAAUUGGUUGGAUAGAAGGCAUUCCUUACUUAGUAACCAUGUGACUCAGAGCAAACCAUGUAAUUUUUCUAGGUCUGUUUUCUCAUCUACAAAAUGAGGAGCUCGGACUGACUGGCAAAGCUCACAGUAGGAGUCAGAGUGAAUGAAAGUUGAUCUUUGCUUUCAUCACUACCUUUUCUAGCUCAUCACUGUGCCUUUUUUCUUUCUUAAGAAAGAUGUCACACCCCUUCCUGUUCUGUUCUACUGUCCCGCCCCUUGCCCCAUCAAGGUCCAGGCAGAGCUGGAGAUUAAUCCAGAGUUUCCUAGAGAGUAACUUAGAGUGGCUCAGAAAGGGAAGCCUGACUCUGGCCUCUUUAAUCCUGUAUUUGGUGACAAAGGGGACUUGGUUAGGAUGGGUGACACGUUUCUUGCUGGGAACAUACAUUUAGCCAGUUCUCAUAAUGCUUAGAAUGUGUAUGUCUCUUUGCACAAGACUGUCUCUUCCUAUUUUGGAGUGGUCAGGCAUUUUAUUUUGUUUAAAAUUAUCUGGAGUUUUAGAUGAACUUGCAAAACUGCUUUUAUUAAGUGACUUUUUCAAUAAACUCUUUGGUAUUCUGGAGCAAAUGUAUUUAUUUAUUGGUAUGUGCAAUGACAAGGUUGGUAUUUUCCCAUGUUGACAUUAUGUAUGUUGUAGAACUUAAGUGUUUGUCUAAACACAGACCAUAUAUCAGCAAAUUAAACUUGAAUUGUUUCAACA